UUUGAGGCAUAAUUUGCUCCUCCAAAAGCACCUUUAAUAUCGACAGACGACAGUUGACAACUCUCAAAGAAACCAUAGCGACGUAAAGAAACGAGGAAGAAGAGGAGAGAAAAAUCUGAGUUUUCCUUCAAUGGCGGAACUCGACGACGACACUUUUACUUUUGGUAAUUUCAAGUUCGCACCUUCUCCUCCACCUCAACCUCAACCUCAAUCUCAGCCUCACAUCAAUGGCGUCACUUCCACCUCCAACAACGACAUUUGGGGAAAUUCCUUCGCUCAAUCCCAAUUCAACCUCCCCAACAAUGACGUCUCUUCAUCACCCGCCAAAUCGUCCAAUUGGGCCCAACCCACAUCCGGCCCAUCCCCAAUUAGGGCCGAUCCGGGCAAGUCCCCGAAGCCCAAAGGAGCUAUACCCUUAUCCUUGUUUGGCGAAGUUGAAGAUGAAGAAGAAAGUAAUGAUGAUAAUUCUAAUGCUAACAUUAAUGGCUGGUUUGAUCCGAACAAAUCAUUUCAAAAUGGCAAAUUUGGGCUUGAUAAGAUUAAUGGGUCGGGUUUGGUGGGUCCAGAUUUGAAUGUUAAUAGUAAUAAUAAUAGUAACAAUAACGAUGAAGAUGAUGAUGAUGAAGAUGAUGAAUGGGAAUUUAAGGGUGCAUUUUCUGGAAAUGGUGUUGUCGAAGAACAUAAUUUAAAGGAACAAGGUGGUUUUGUGGUAUCUAGAUCCAAGGUGGAGCAUUUGGCAAUGAUGGACCAAGAAAAGCAGGCCGGUCAGGAUGCUUUCAAUUCUGUUGACUACAAGCCUGCUUCCAUCAGUUUCACACCUCAAUCUAGUGAUUUUUUUGCCGUGCCAUAUGGGAAUGGAGCUGAUCAAUGUUCCAGUGGAAUGGAUGUUGGUUUCAAGUCAUCCACAAACACAACCAAUGGUAUUACGUGGGAUCCCUUUUCUAGAGCUGAAGACAUUGGCAAUGGAAAUGGAAUAAGUGCAAGUCCAGUAAACAAAAAUGGGACUGGGGCUAAUCAUCAAUCUAGUGUAAUGGAUGUUGGUUUCAAGUCAACAAUAAGCACAACAACUGGCUUGGUGUGGGAUCCUUUCCCUGGAGGCGUAGAUAUUGGCAACGGAAGUCAAGUAAAUGCAAGCUUGAUAAAUGAAGAUGGGCAUGGGGAUAAUCAUCAACCAAGUACAAUGAAUGUUGGUUUAAAGUCAGCCACAAGCACAACAAACGGUGUCAUGUGGGAUCCAUUUUCUGUAGUUGAAGACAUUGGCAAUAGAAGUGGGAUAACUGCAAGUUCAGUAAAUGGAGAGGAGGAGUUUGAUGAUUUUGGGGAUUUCAUUGAUGCAUCUCAAGAAGUAAUGUCAAACGAGCAGGAGCAAGUGGUUGGUCACACAAAUUCUGCUGAAGCUCAGCUAUCAAAUGGAGAAGUCCAGGAGAAGCAAAAUCAAACAGAACAUUCUAGAGGAGCGUUGCCACUGUCUCUUUUCAGUGAUGAUACAGAAGAAUCCAGUAAUUGUUUGGAUCUUUCAAAUGAAGUGGUCCAUAUGCCUACUCUUAGUCCUGGGAAUAGCUUCAAUGGCCAGGGUUCAGUGUCUAUUAAUGAUCUCAUAUCAAAUCUGUAUAGUCAAGCACAGUGUACUUCAGUUGAUUCUGCUGGAAAACCUGCUGAAAAUGGGAUGCACUCCCCUCUAAAGGCAACAGUAACAGCCCCAUUGCAUGGAGAUGAUCGUUCCUGGGAAUUUAAAGGUGCAAUUUCAGAUAAUGGAGUUGGAGAACAGUUUUCCCCUGUUAUUCCGGGGAAUAUGGCUCAGAAACAGACGGAGAUCUUAUCAGAAUUGCAAAGUUAUACCAUUUUUUAUGACCAAUUGAGGGAAUCAUUAUGCUUUCUUCUUUCAUGCCAACUUGAUGAGCUAAAGAAAGCUCGAAAUUCUGAUGCUGUAACUGGCAAUGGAGGGAUCGAAGAAGCUCUUGAUGAUGAAAUUCAGGAGGCUUUCAAACUAUUGGAGGAAAGUGUGAUGUCUACGGAAGUUUUUUCACAGAAAGGCCAUGAGAGAUACAGUUGCUUAAACAAGUUACUUGAGGUUCUGCAAGAACCAAAGUUCAAUGUGAUUGAAUCAGAUUUUUCAUUGUCAAAAAGAUUGCAGUUGGCAGCAAAUGAGUGGAAGGUUGCCGCUGAACUUUUGAGGCAUGCAAUGUCAAUGCUGAAAAUUAUAUCUCUGGGAUCAGCUGAUGAGCAAUGUAUUUAUGCUUCCACUUGGUUCAGAAUUAUUAAUGUUUGUGUUCAAGAGUUGAAAUAUGGUGUGUCCAUAUGGAAAAGGGCAUCAGAGAAGAAUGUGCAACACCAGAUCUUAUCCGACUCUCGAGGUCAAAAUUAUAUUCAAGCCCUUGCAGAAAUUUACAAGGUUGUGGAGCUUCUUGAGCUGUCAGCAAAAGUUUACAAGCCAUGGAUACUUCUAAAUGGGUCUCAUACUUCACAAAUUCUCAGUGCUUUGGAUGAGUGUGAUGCUUUAUGGUCAAAUUCAGGUUUGGAGGAAGCCGUCCAGAGUUUAUCAGAUAAUGUUGAUUUUGGAUGUAGUGAAACUGCAAAGGCGUUACUUGCCGCUAUCAAGAAUAUGCGUGAAAUUGAUAUAUUUUCUAUGCAUGAGCGUGUUUUCAUUCAACAUAAAUCUAUCUGUCGGCUAUCCUUGCUUCCCCAAGAAAUGCUAGCCGACUUAAAGACAGUCAUGUGGGAUGAUAAGGCUUACUAUCUGAACUUGGCUAAUUUGUGGGCAAAUCUGAUUAGUCGUGAUCCACCGCAGCUACCUCUUUUGCGAGUUAGUUGAGUAAAUAGUUUUGGGAAAUGCGUGAGAUCAUCUCUGAAAUACCUACAUAGAAGUUUCAGGUCUCCUGUUAAAGACAGGGCUCUUGACCAUCAAAACACAGCUGCUUAUCGGAGUCCUUUGCAAAAAGCCUGCCGAUGAUGGUUUAUGUGUUUACGUUGUGAAAGUCUGAAGGCUCAAUGAUAGCUCUAGCCGAUUUUGCCAUAUAUAUAUUCUUUGUUUUUUUGGGUUUAUUUGCAUCUGAUAUAUCAUUCUUUUAUAGUAAGUGUAACAUAGUGCCUCAGGUAUAGAAAUGUGUAUGGACGGGCUACAAUGCUACAAUAAUAAGCAAUGUUCCCGAAAGUGUAUUUAUUGGAAAAAGAAGAAAGAUCUUCACUUGUGUAAUAAAUUUACCAUUUUAUUUGCAGAUUUCUGUUUGAGAUA
Beta vulgaris subsp. vulgaris (sugar beet) is the source of this 3232-nucleotide messenger RNA. RefSeq lists its product as uncharacterized. NCBI's taxonomy places the organism in Eukaryota, Viridiplantae, Streptophyta, Magnoliopsida, Caryophyllales, Amaranthaceae. The record is from RefSeq and is a predicted model, not a curated record. Bases 131 to 2812 code for a protein of 893 amino acids. The transcript has 10 exons.